Messenger RNA from Chaetomium strumarium, 2489 nucleotides. Its product is annotated as TAP-like protein-domain-containing protein. The coding region runs from base 153 to 2051 and encodes 632 amino acids. Lineage: Eukaryota; Fungi; Ascomycota; Sordariomycetes; Sordariales; Chaetomiaceae. The record is from RefSeq and is a predicted model, not a curated record. The transcript is spliced from 6 exons.
CUCACAACUUCGGAAAUGAUUCCCUAUGAUAGCGGAUGAGAUCGCCGGAUACAAUGCCUUACCCAGGCGAAUCGUCAAGAGAGCCAUUGAAUCCAAGGCACGCCGCACGCCAGCACCGCUUUCACGCCACCCGACCACAUGGAUGAUGGAUCAUGGACGUGCAUCCCUCCCACACCCGCGAGUCGGGACACCGAGAUAUCCGGAAUCGAGGCUUGAAGAAUACUAUAAAAGAAUGCCAUACGCGACGCAGGUCCAGCUGGAUGAACUAUGAAGGCCCCCAUCCACUCGCCUACAAACUACACCCACACCUUCUCCCGACUCUCGACCCCCCAGAAAAGAUGGCUCCUCUCAUCCUGGCGCUGGUGCAAGCGUUCUUGCUCACUUCUGCUGCUGCUCAUCAACCGAAGAUUCCGCGACCGGACAGCAGGCAUCAUUCCCGAGGCCAAUCGAGCAUCGCGUGGCACGCAUGUGACAUCCAGGGGGCAACUGUGCCGGUCGAUUGUGGCAGCUUGAGCGUGCCCCUGGACUACACCAACGCAGCGUCAAACACGGCCAUCGAUCUCGAGCUCGCUAGGAUCCCGGCUGCCAAUACGCCGUCGAAAGGCAGCAUUCUGUUCAACUUUGGGGGUCCCGGUGAUCCGGGAAUCGACAGCUUGGUCGCUUUGGGUGAUGUGCUGCGGGUCUUGACGGGUGGCGACCAUGAUCUCGUGGUGUUUGUGCCGAGGGGGACCGACAACAACACCCUGCCCUUUUCGUGCUACAACAACGCAGCCGAGCGAACCAUGGCCCAACUAGCCUUGGCCGCGGGGAAUUCCUCCGACGUCGCUGCCGGAAGGAACUGGGGCAAUGCACAGAUCCUGGCCGAGAGCUGCUAUGCCGCCCGGAACGAGACCGGCGCACUCGUCGGCACCUCCUUCGUCGCCAGGGACAUGAUGCGCAUCGUGGACGCGCUCGGUGAAGACGGACUGCUUCGGUACUGGGGCCUCUCGUACGGGACGCUGCUCGGAGCAACCGCCGCUGCCAUGUUCCCCGACAGAAUGGACAAGGUGAUCCUGGACGGCGUGGUCAAUCCCCACGAGUACUACCAUAACAGGGAAGUCGAGAUGUUCACCGACACCGACGCGGUCUUCGCCGGCUUCUGCGCCGGCUGCGUCGCCGACCCGGCCCGCUGCCCGCUCGGCCGCAACCACAGCGCCGCCUCCCUCGAAGCGGCCGUCCUGUCCUUCAUGUACGACCUCAAGUACAACCCCAUCGUCGUCCACGUCCCGGGGGGCCCGGGGGAACUCGGGGGAGGCUACUACCUGCUCGAGUACACGCUGAUCCGCCAACUGACUCUCAACAUGCUGUACGCGCCCGCCCUCUGGCCGGCCUUCGCAACCUUCCUCGACGGCCUCCUCUCCCGCAACAUGGACCCCGUCGUGGCGUACCUCACCAACCUCCUCGCCCAACCUUCCCCGAUAGCGGCCGAAGCACUCCCGGGGAUCAAGUGCGGCGACGUGCUAACACGGACCUCCUCCUCCUCCUCCGGGCUCGAGGGCAUCCUCCCCGUGGUAGAGGGCCGGCACCGGGCCAGCAAGGUCGCCGGCGACGCGGCCGACCACCUGCCCAUGUGGUGCGCGCAGUGGCGGAUCGAUGCCAAGGAGCGCUACCGGGGAGACUUUCGUGUGAAGACGAGGAAGCCCGUGCUGGUGAUUGGGAACACGUAUGAUCCUGUCACGCCGCUUGUCGCCGCGAGGAAUGUCAGUGCUACGCUGGAGGGGAGCGUGCUCCUGCAGCAUGAUGGUUACGGGCACUCCUCUCUCGCCCAAGCCUCGCUGUGCACCGCCCUGGCGACCCGGGCGUACUUUGUGAACGGCACGUUGCCCGAGCCUGGAACGAUUUGUGACGUGCAUGUCCCCCUGUUUGCGGGGACGAGCGGAUUUGAUGAGAUACUGGAGUAUUUCGAGGGCGGUGGUAACGUGACUGCUAAGAGGAACAGCAUGGAGAAGACUGCGUUGGCCAAGCGCGUGUUCGCACCGAAGCCGCCGAAGCCAUUCUUGCUGACCAUCUAACUCAGAUCACUGGUUGGAGGUUUGUCAACCCAGUCCCGGACUCCUGGGUGAUGGGAUGGAUUUUCAGCGAACAAGGGGAGGGGCGUACCGUUAUCGAGAUUGUUGGAUUAAAAUUGCUUUCUACCAUGUACACUGGUUACUCAAUAGUCUAUAUCCGAGGUAGCCUUAGAGGAUCCUCCAGGUUGAACGUUCUAUUGAAUCCGGUAAUCCUCUAGAGGACGCAGAGUUCCCAGUUUCCAGACCAGGGUUAGCGGUUGCUGAUCGUGAUCGAAUGUUUACCUCCUUAGUACGCCCAUGGCAGCGUCGUCUCAAAGUGACCCGAGAUGUUAUCUUGUCUCUGCUGGCACGUGAUCCAAGCUCAAACCUCUUAAAAUCCGUGAUAGAGAGGAUGCAAAGCUCGGUGCAACAGCCGAAGCCUAGCAUCGAGUUGAUGCAACC